Messenger RNA from Scatophagus argus, 2010 nucleotides. It is a transcript of the gene nkx1-2b, whose product is annotated as NK1 transcription factor related 2-like,b. The transcript is spliced from 3 exons. Gene Ontology annotation, molecular function: DNA-binding transcription factor activity, RNA polymerase II-specific; RNA polymerase II cis-regulatory region sequence-specific DNA binding. Gene Ontology annotation, biological process: cell differentiation; regulation of transcription by RNA polymerase II. The record is from RefSeq and is a predicted model, not a curated record. Gene Ontology annotation, cellular component: nucleus. The coding region runs from base 237 to 1535 and encodes 432 amino acids. NCBI's taxonomy places the organism in Eukaryota, Metazoa, Chordata, Actinopteri, Scatophagidae.
CAGACUGUUUAAUUCAUGGAAAAACUUUAACGGGCUGGAAACAGCAUCUCAGACCGGAUGUUGAUGGGACUCGUGAACCGGCUCGUGGUGUGAAGUUAUUUUGGCAUGAAUAUCAUACAGUCCCGCUGAAACGUUUUGGUCUGAUUGUUCUCUUCCCCCCCCCUCGUUUUUCACCGCACCUGCAUUUCAGUCCGGAUUCUUAACAGGUUAGCCUAUGGGAAAGGGAGAGUAAAGUGAUGAACCGGGACAGGGCGGUACCGGGGCCCGGGGCGGACGGAGUCCAGACAGUGGUAAGCCGGGACAGAGCCGUAGCAGGGCCCGUGGCAGACGCAGUUCAGCCCGUGAUGAGUCGGGACAGAGCGGUGCCAGUUCCCGGCGGGGACGGGGCCCAAACCGUGGUGGGCCCGGACGGCGGAGACAUGCUGGACGGAGGUGCCGCCGGGGAGAAACGGCUCUUCUCCAACGUGGUGGCCGGCGGCAGAGAAGCCCAGGUCGUGGAGAACCACUCGGACCCUGCGCCGACUCACCCGGUGUUAGUCCCGCCACAGCAGGGCCCCACCGGCCACCGGACCACGUCUUUCUCCGUUCUGGACAUCCUGGACCCCAACAAGUUCACGAGCAACCGGAGACCUCAGCUCCAGCAGCAGCAGCACGCGGGCCACCGAGGAGAGCGCGAGCUGAGCGCGUACGGAGCGGAGAACCGGAGAGGCGGAAGUGGGGAGCGCGAGCCCACCUUGGAGCCCAGCAAAGGCUGCUACGGUGCGGAGGAAUACCAGAGCAAAGAAGGCUUUGUAUACAGAAGCGUAGAUGAGGAUGACUACCACAGAUCCGGGACCCCAGACUCAGAGGCUCCAGACGGGAACUACAGCAGUGAGGAGAGCAGCUCAGCUCUGCCCACUAAUGGAGACAGAGAUCUGGGCCAGCACAGCCACCAGGACCCCGGCAGAGAUGCCGCAAGCCCCGGAGGAGUUGCCGGAGGCCAGACCACCAACGUCCAGCCCAACGGGGGCCAGGGCCCACAGGGAAAGCCCAAGAGGAAGCGCUCUGGCUCGGACUCCAAGUCGGGGAAGCCCCGCAGAGCCCGGACUGCCUUCACCUACGAGCAGCUGGUGGCCCUGGAAAAUAAGUUCAAGUCCACGCGCUACCUUUCAGUGUGUGAGCGGCUCAACUUGGCCCUGUCGCUCUCCCUCACUGAGACCCAGGUCAAGAUCUGGUUCCAGAACCGCCGAACCAAGUGGAAGAAACAGAAUCCCGGAGCCGACACCUCCGCCCCCACCGGCGCAGGAGGAGCAGGAGGGGCAGGAGGGGCGGGAGGAACGGGAGGAGCAGGAGGCCUGGGGAGCCUCAGCCCUCUCAGUCCGUCCCCUCCAAUCAGCGGGCACCUGGCCAUGCAUGCGGGCUACGCGGGCCACCAUCACCCCCCUGCGGGCAGUCUGGUCCAGCUGCCCUUCCUCACCGCAAGCCACGUCCUGUCCCCCUUCAUGCUGGGGACACAGAGCUACGCUGCCCCCGCCUUCUACAGCACACACCUGUAGACACACACACACACACACAGGGUGGUUCAGAGAGAUUCAUCCUCAGAAGUCCACUCUGAGCCCACAGAGACUGAAAUGUUUCAGCGUAGGAAUGAACUGCAGCACAGCAGACGUUCAGCUCUGCUCUCAUUUUUACUACUGACGUUUGAAGGCUUUAAUUUCAACGGAUUAUUUUGAUAGAAUGUGAAUAUCUGCCAGAAACUGUACAUACAUCUGUGUUCUAGCUCCCUACUCCGAAUGCAGUUUGAGACUAUGUAAUAGACAAAUAGUUGAUUUCUUUGUUUUAAAAAAGUCUGUAUGAAUAUUGGAUGUUUCUUUACGACUUAAAGAAUGGCUUGAUCUCUCGUCAGUACCGUGUAACUCCAGCUGUGGUUGUUUUCCUUUCUGUUAUUUAUUGACUUUCUUGACAGUUUCCAUAAAACCCUUGAAUGUACUGAAUCCUCAGCUCAACAUGAUAUCGUCCUUUGAUAUUAAA